This is a messenger RNA of Bufo gargarizans (Asiatic toad), 4186 nucleotides long. RefSeq names its product desert hedgehog signaling molecule (gene DHH). Gene Ontology annotation, biological process: intein-mediated protein splicing; protein autoprocessing; cell fate specification. The record is from RefSeq and is a predicted model, not a curated record. Gene Ontology annotation, molecular function: calcium ion binding; patched binding. The transcript has 3 exons. NCBI's taxonomy places the organism in Eukaryota, Metazoa, Chordata, Amphibia, Anura, Bufonidae. Bases 10 to 1200 code for a protein of 396 amino acids.
GAAGAGGACAUGCCAUCAGCCCGGGUUUUGGUCCUGGUUGCCUGCUUCUGGCUCCUCCUGGUCCCGGUGAGGUGCUGUGGUCCUGGCCGGGGUCCAGUGGGCCGGCGCCCGUACCGGCGGAAGCUCGUGCCCCUCCGCUACAAACAGUUCGUGCCCAACGUGCCGGAGAAGAUGCUGGGGGCCAGCGGCAAGACGGAGGGCAAAAUCCGGCGCGAUUCGGAGCGGUUCCGGGAGCUGGUUCUGAACUACAACCCGGACAUCAUCUUCAAGGAUGAGGAGAACACCAGUGCGGACCGAGUCAUGACUGAGCGCUGCAAGGACAGAGUGAAUGCAUUGGCUAUCUCUGUGAUGAACAUGUGGCCAGGUGUGAGGUUGCGGGUUACUGAAGGAUGGGAUGAGGAUGGCCACCAUUCCCAUGAUUCCCUGCAUUAUGAAGGACGUGCGCUUGACAUCACAACCUCAGACAGAGACAAAAGCAAAUAUGGCAUGUUGGCCCGCCUUGCAGUUGAAGCUGGCUUUGACUGGGUGUAUUAUGAGUCAAAAGCACACAUUCAUGUGUCUGUGAAAGCAGACAAUUCCUUAGCAGUCCGUUCUGGGGGCUGUUUUCCUGGCACUGCCAUGGUUGACCUAGCUGGUGGUGAAAGAAAACCUCUUUCCAAGCUUCAGCUUGGUGAUAGGAUCCUCACUACUGAUGAGACUGGACAAGUGACAACCACAGAAGUCUUGUUAUUUUUGCACAGAGACCUGGAUAAACUGGCCACCUUUGUUGUUAUUGAAGCUGAAGGACAUCCUUAUAGGCUACAGCUGACACCAAACCAUCUACUUUUUGUAAGCAAAACCCCACUGGCAGCUUUCCUGCCUGUUUAUGCCCAUCAUGUGCAAGUGGGAGACUUUGUUCAAAUUUACAUCAAUGGCACUCAGAUUCUACCGUCUAAAGUGGUAAGUGUGUCUAUACAAGAAGAAACUGGGGUUUUUGCUCCACUGACAGUCCAUGGUACACUACUGGUAGAUGGCAUUCUAGCAUCCUGCUAUGCAACUAUUGAAUGGCAUGACCUAGCACACAUAUCAUUUGCUCCUUUGAGAUUCCUUUACAACAUGUUCUCCAUAUUGCCACAAUUUGUAGACAGUGAUGGAAUUCAUUGGUACUGCCACUUCCUCUAUGUGCUGGCCAAGAAAGUUCUCAGAUGGGAAAUGCCAUGAAGUGCCAUAUGUUAGGUCAGUAAUUUGGAAAUGCUGCUGAAAUAGGGUCUUGUAGACCUACAGUGACUUCUAUCCGGUGCUUCCUGUAUGCUGCAGAAGCUCAACAAUCACAGCACAUACCCCAUGGCUCCAAAGGACCUCAAAUUCCAAAGUGCCUAUACCAUGAAAGCUGGUGAAUAAUGAUCAUGUUGUUCAGAUGGACCAGCAGCAUGUCAAAGGCUCCAUGAAAAUAGCUUAAGAAGCUGACAAUUCUUUGUGGAUAACUGGUAACGGUCAUGUGAGAAGAAUGAGAAAACUCAGAGGAUGGUCAAAAAGUAGAUGUUUGAUCAGUAGUGGAGGAGACCAGGUCUCAUUUUGCAAUUACACUUAAAGCUAAUCCAUCCAGACAUGUACAACUUGUUGCAGAUCACAUGGAUAUUCCAUGGUAGAAUCCAUGUAACUAGUGUUGAUUAGUAUACAGAUUUCAUAUGAGUCUCAAACUUUAUCUAGCCAAGUUUUAGGUUUUUGCAGCAUCAGCUUAACAGUAAGUACCAUGUAACUGGCCAUAGAUGGGCACUACUAAAGAGAUAACCAUCUACGUAGAAUGUCUUCCAUUUUUGACUGGAUUGGCAUAAUUUCAUGUAGUUAGCAUUUAUUCCAUCAGAUAUACAUGCAUACAUCUCCAAGUGUGCUCAGCUACAAACCGAAAUCUGUUGAGCCAGAAACAUAGGAGACAACAAAGGCCAUUGUGCACUGAUUAUUUAUUACAUUGAUUUCAGUUAAAGCUAUGAUCUUCCAGUAUUUGUCCUGAGUAAUGGAAGGUUCUCAUAGAACUUGUUUGAAUGCAGGAAUCCGGCUACACUGGGUGCUACAGGGCAAUAAAACACUAUGCUUUUUACUGAAAGGGUUCUCUGGGAAUGAUUGGCCACCAGCAACCCGUCCUAAAACGUGAGCAGGACUGGUUGCCUCCACUUGCAGAGCUUCCUAGGGGGUGAGGGGACAGAGCCUCACUAAACACUACAAUGCUCCACAACAGCAUGUAAUGAUGUGAUCCUGCCUAUGAUAUGCCAUCAUGGCUGAGCAGCCUGACAGGAACACUCACUAAUAUGUGUUAUAAGAAAGUGCUAGAGUGUAGUUUGUAGUGAGGCCCCAUCCCCUAACUCCUCUAGGCAGCUCUGCAAGUGAAAGGAACCAGUCAUGCUCACAUUCUCGGACAGGUUGCUGGUGGUCAUUUUAAAUCAUUCCCGGAAAACAUUUUUAAGAGCAGUCUACAGAAUAACAAUAUUAUUUAUGUUUGUACUCAGUGGCAGAGGUGAAUAUAUGAUUUAAUCAAAAUUGUUAUAAGGGAACUACACCCAUGAACAUACAUUUUUAACUUUGGCGUUUGUGGCAUCCUCUUUCACUGGUACACAUUCCUAAAUUAAAGGGGUUUUCCAGGAGUAGAAAAUUGAUGACCUGUCCUUAGGAUAGGACAUCAAUAACUGAUCGGUGUGUUCCAAUAUCUGGCACCGCCGCCACCUCUAAUCUCCAGUUUGAAAUGAAUCUUCGAGUAUGUGCUGCAACCUCUCCACAACAAACCAAGCACGGUGCCAUACAUUGUACAGUGACCAUGCUUGGUACUGCAGCUCAGGCCCAUUCACUUGAAUGGGACUGAGCAGCACAUGGCCCAUGUGACCUAUGAACGUUAAGUCAUCGGCCUAGGAAAAGGCUGCAGCACUAACCUGAGUGGAUUCUUCAAAUAGCUGAUUUGUGCCAGGAGUUGGACCACCACCAAUCAGAUUGGUAUUGAUGACCUAACUGAGCCAAUAUUCACCAAUAUUCACCAAUAUUCUACUCCAGGAAAGCCCCUUUUAAUAAGUGGUAGAGGAUUAUUUAAAAAAAAUGCAUAUUUUGCAAAAUAUAUUUUUUUAUUUCACUUUCCAUCAUAUCUUUAAAAAUCUUUCAUAUAUGAGUAGCUGUUGGAUACUGUUGUACCUCUCUAUAUAUUAAUAAUGUACGUUAUAUAACCUGCCAAUAGGAAUUGUGUAACGGAAAUGGCAACUUCUCUGAGCAUAUUUAUGGCUCAUAAAACUAGUUGUCAGUUUGUUUCAGCCCUAUUACCAUUGACUGUCAAAGUUAGGCAAUGUUCACAUCAUGUCUGGGCACUACAUUCAACGUGCAUAAGAACACCACCCAAUAUAUGCAACUAUAUUCUUAUAUAGCUGCAUAUAUUUAUCAUUGAGUCAUUUUAAAAUUGUGUAUGUGUGGUGUAUCUCUUUUUUGUAGAAGCCAUUUGCAUUGAAAAGAAUACCGUAAUUGAAAAGGUCAAUCAAGUAUGCUGACAUAUACCAACCAAAUGAAUGCCAAGAGGACAGUCUUUUGGCAUCAUAUAUUUUUGACUAAUGAUGGUCUAUGGCAGGGAUGGCCAACCUGCGGCCUUAAAGCUGUUGUAAAACUACAAUUCCCACCAUGCCCUGCUGUAGGCAGUCUUUGAGAGCCGCAGGUUGGCCAUCCCUGAUCUAUGGGCAUGUCAAAAGUGCUCUAUGGUAUACACUGGACCAAGACAUGCAUCACAAACAUGAUGUGAACAGAGCCUGGAAUUCUUUUGGAAUACUUUUUUAAGACUAGAAUUGUUCUAAAUGGACAUGGCUAUGGAUUUGAAUAGAUGUGAGCAUUUCAUGUCUAACUGGCAUUACCUAUGAAGUUGACCAUGAAAUAUUAGAUUUAAAGAGGUAGUAUAGUUUCAACAAAUUUUGAAAAACUGAGAGGAAUUAAUGCAGAAAAAAAAAAAUAUAUAUAUAUUACAUUAUAAUAUAUGAAGUUAUUUCAACCUACCAUUUUCAUACUAUCCCUGCAUCAGCACUCUGCUUGGCCCCCUGAGACAGCUCUACAUUACACUUGCUAUUACCUAUGCCAUCACAUUGGCAUACACACAUGGAUCCAGGCCAUCCAGUGAUGCUAGAGCAGUAUCAGAACACAGAAGUGAAUAUAUUAAAAAUGUUAUUAUUUAAAUCGUUUAAAGAGGACC